AUGGCAGUACCCAGCUUUUUGAAGGUUGAUCCCGCAAUUGAAAGAUGGAACCGUAUGCGUGAAGAUGCCUAUAAGCAUUUCAGAUUUACUCCACGGACAACGUGGGUUACGAUGUGUGGGUUCGUACUCGUGCCCGGAGCGAUAUGUUACAUGGCAAGCAAAACACACUUGAAAUGGAACUGGGCAGGCAAGCGAAAAGGGGAGGCAUUGGCACAGGCGUGA
Suillus subalutaceus is the source of this 222-nucleotide messenger RNA. RefSeq lists its product as uncharacterized. The transcript is spliced from 5 exons. NCBI's taxonomy places the organism in Eukaryota, Fungi, Basidiomycota, Agaricomycetes, Boletales, Suillaceae. The coding region runs from base 1 to 222 and encodes 73 amino acids. The record is from RefSeq and is a predicted model, not a curated record. Gene Ontology annotation, cellular component: mitochondrion.